UCUCAUCGAGAUGCUGCGGACACUGUUUCUUAUCCAUUUUUUCUGGUUAAUAUACUGCCACGUUUUAUCAAAGGCACUUGCUGACCUGCUAAACGUCUCGGAGAACCCAAGAGAUUGGUUGACGGACCAAUCAAAUUAUACGAAUGAUUCCGUAGUGCCACCUCGGACUGCGGCGAUAACCGGGGACACGAUCAUAACCGGUCAUGGGUACGGGGUGGAGGUGCACAGUGUGGUAACCAGGGACAAUGAAGGCUUUACACUGAAGAUAUUCCGCAUCUCGUCAUCGCCACACUGUAAGAAUUGGGGUGUAAAGCCGGCAGUGCUACUCAAUCACGGGAUGACCGCAUCGGCGGACUCGUGGCUGAUUAUGGGACCCAGGAACGGAUUGCCCUACUUGUUGGCCGAUGCCUGCUACGAUGUUUGGCUGACCAACUGCCGCGGAACACGUUACUCCAAGGGCCGGAAGCCAAAAAUUGCUGGUUUGCUCUCAUUCUGGGACUUCAGCUGGCACGAAAUCGGAACGGAGGACCUGCCCGUCAUCAUCGAUCAUAUCCUUCAUACCACAAAGCAGAGUGCUCUGCACUUUGUGGGUCAUUCGCAGGGCACCACAACGCUGAUGGUGUUGCUCAGCAUGCGACCGGAGUACAAUGUGAAGAUCAAGACCGCCCAACUCCUGGCUCCUGCUGUCUUCAUGCGCCACUCCCUCACUCUGAUUCAGAAGCUCUUGAGUCCCAUACUUAAACUAAUGCCCGACAUUGAGCUCGUGCCCCAUCUCAGUGUUCUGAGCACCUUCAUUUCUGCCCUGUGCAAAGUGUCGGGUUUUAAGCAAGUCUGCACGGCCAUGUACCUUUUAUCCGGCGGAAAAGUGUCAAAACACAUGGAUAGAAGUAUUGUCCCGUUGUUGCUUGCCACUCAUCCGAAUGGAAUUUCUCCGAGGCAGCCAAAGCACUUCUUCCAGCUCAAGGACUCUGGGAGGUUCCAACAAUACGACUUUGGAUCCUUGAAGAACAUGCUUCGAUACAAGAAACGCUCUCCGCCGAUAUACCCGCUGCAAAAUGUCCGCCCGUUGUCGCCCAUUCACUUGUACUACAGCGAGGAUGACGGAACCGUUUCCCCAAAGGACGUUUUAACACUAACUAACCAUUUGUGCCAUACGGUGGUGCACCAUCAUAUAACUGAGCGCACGUUCGACCACACGGACUUCCUAUUCGCGACUACCGUAAAUAGAAUGAUUAACACUCCGGUAAUGAAUGUUAUUCAGCAAUACGAGUCCAACCACAAAAAUGGCUAAAAAAGUAAUUAAACACAAUUUACUGCAAGUGUUACAGUCGCACUCCCAAUAAGUCCUGCCGUUUUAUCGGAUAACCGCUAAGUAAUAAUGAAUUUGUACGUACGUAUUAAACUUAUUGUUUUGGACUACAAUACACUGACCAGUACAGCCAAUUCCCCCAGUUUCUAUAAGAAGUACUAAAUUCGAAUUACUGUGAAUAAAAAAGUUGACAAACCA
Molecule: messenger RNA, 1507 nt
Organism: Drosophila ficusphila
Lineage: Eukaryota; Metazoa; Arthropoda; Insecta; Diptera; Drosophilidae
Product: lipase 3
Exons: 5
Coding region: 11-1291 (426 amino acids)
Molecular function (GO): hydrolase activity, acting on ester bonds
Source: RefSeq, a predicted model, not a curated record